Messenger RNA from Syngnathus typhle (broad-nosed pipefish), 920 nucleotides. RefSeq names its product C-type mannose receptor 2-like. The record is from RefSeq and is a predicted model, not a curated record. The transcript is spliced from 8 exons. Lineage: Eukaryota; Metazoa; Chordata; Actinopteri; Syngnathiformes; Syngnathidae. Bases 51 to 920 code for a protein of 289 amino acids. Gene Ontology annotation, molecular function: signaling receptor activity.
ACGAGUGCGUGCACCACACCGAGAUUUCUGCGUUCUAUACCUUCGAAGCCAUGAUGACCCCGCCGGCUGCGCGCCUGGCGCUGGUUCUUCUGUCUUGCAUUGUAUGGAAGUUGUACAGCUGCGUAGACGGAUCAACCGAGGCAUGUGACACAGGCAACGGAUGGACUCUUCACGGCUCCCACUGCUACAAGAAGAUGGAGACCCCCAACGGUUGGCUGGGGGCUCGUUACGACUGCGUCUUAGAGGGCGGCGACCUUGUCUCCUUCACCGACGAGAACAAGCAAGACUUUGUGAAGGGGCAGAUGGGCGACAAGCCGUUCUGGAUCGGACUCUCCAAUCUGGACUGCACAGAGGAGUGGUGUUGGUUUUAUGAAGCGGGAGAAAAGGAGCUGACUUGGUCCAACACCAGUAUGACGCCGGACUACACCAAUUGGGACACGCGUCAAACGGGAAGCUCCAAUGUUGCUUCCUGCGCCUACGUCAACCAAGGUGUGCACCCCUAUGGUAACAAUCAGCCUGGCAAGUGGAGACAUGGCUCGUGCGCAUCCUCCUUGGCGUACAUGUGCGAGCGGCCGCUCGACGCCUGCUCGAAUGGACGUACCUGUUCCCACAAAGAAUCUGGUUCCAUUUACAAUCAACUGGAGACUUCCUUCUGUGACUCUGGCGAGUUCCUGUACAAGGACUCGUGUUACCAUUUUGAGGAGACAAAAACAACCUGGCAAGCGGGUGAGGAUUUCUGCAAGAACAAGGGAGGUCACCUGGCCAGCGUCCACUCACAGGUUGACGGAGAAUUUUUGUAUGGUCACGCGCGAGGUGAUGGAUGGUAUUGGGUGGGACUCAAGAAGACCAAUGGCAAGUUGGAGUGGAGCGACGGAUCACCCACAGCAAGGCCAGAGAUUUCUUCCGGUAUCUUCCGGUGA